AUGAAGGAUGUGGCACUGACUGGGUCUGCUUUGUCUGUCGGGCGCAGGACGAUCUGGCUCUGGACGGUGUGGCAUGUAAAGAAAAAAGAAUGGCCGAGUUUGUCUGAUGCCGUCAACGCGGUGGGAUCUGAGAGUCGCACCGUAAAUGAACUGAAGAAGAAAUGGUCAGACAUAAAGGUGGAAGUUAAGCGGAGAACUGCUGCGCACCGACAAAGUGUGGGCAGAACAGGCGGUGGUACAGGGACGGAUGAACUUGCACCCUUUGAUCAGAGAGUUGCCUCUAUUGUAGGAGACACGUUAAUCUCUGGAAUCGUAUCCGCUGAUGUAGGAGACUCGGAUAUACUACAGGACUGCCAGCAAGGAACCGCAGGAACGUCCACUGGCACGCACUCCGAGUCCGCACCACCUGAGCAGCCAGAGCCCAUUCAGUCCAGCGUCUCCCGUGUCUCUAAUGUUCCCCCCAGUGCUGAAGCCCGUCCAUCUGGCCGUGUCUUGACGCAUGCUGUUCUGGAGUCACAACAGCUAAUUGUUAGGGCCAUUGAAGAAAUGAACAGUCACCUUAAAAAUGUCACUGACGCACUCACAGAAAUAAGCCAUACAUUAAAAGAAUUGGUCAAAAAAUGAACUUUGUGUCUGAGUACCAUUUAUA
Molecule: messenger RNA, 649 nt
Organism: Esox lucius (northern pike)
Lineage: Eukaryota; Metazoa; Chordata; Actinopteri; Esociformes; Esocidae
Product: nuclear apoptosis-inducing factor 1-like
Exons: 3
Coding region: 1-624 (207 amino acids)
Cellular component (GO): nucleus
Source: RefSeq, a predicted model, not a curated record